ACCACGCCGUGUGCGGGCAGCGGCAGGAGGGCGGCCGCCAUCUUUAGUGCGGGCAGGAGCGGCGCCGCGGUCCCGAUGCCGGCGGAGAAGAUGGCGCUGGACGGCCCCGAGCAGAUGGAGAUGGACGAUGGCAAGGGCGGCACAGGGCUCCGGCAGUACUACCUGUCCAAGAUCGAGGAGCUGCAGCUCAUCGUGAACGAGAAGAGCCAGAACCUGCGGCGCCUGCAAGCACAGAGGAACGAGCUCAACGCUAAGGUGCGUCUGCUGCGGGAGGAGCUGCAGCUGCUGCAGGAGCAGGGCUCCUACGUGGGGGAGGUGGUGAGAGCCAUGGACAAGAAGAAAGUGCUGGUCAAGGUGCACCCAGAGGGCAAGUUCGUGGUGGAUGUGGACAAGAACAUCGACAUCAACGACGUGACCCCCAACUGCCGCGUGGCUCUGCGCAACGACAGCUACACCCUGCACAAGAUCCUGCCCAACAAGGUCGACCCUCUGGUGUCCCUCAUGAUGGUGGAGAAGGUUCCAGAUUCCACCUAUGAGAUGAUUGGGGGCUUGGACAAGCAGAUCAAGGAGAUCAAGGAAGUGAUCGAGCUGCCGGUCAAGCACCCUGAGCUCUUUGAGGCGCUGGGGAUCGCCCAGCCCAAGGGUGUGCUGCUCUAUGGACCCCCUGGCACAGGCAAGACCUUGCUGGCCAGGGCCGUGGCUCACCACACCGACUGCACCUUCAUCCGCGUCUCGGGCUCAGAGCUGGUGCAGAAGUUCAUCGGGGAAGGUGCCCGCAUGGUGCGGGAGCUGUUCGUGAUGGCCCGGGAGCAUGCCCCCUCCAUCAUCUUCAUGGAUGAGAUCGACUCCAUCGGCUCCUCCCGCCUGGAGGGGGGCUCUGGCGGGGACAGCGAGGUGCAGCGCACCAUGCUGGAGCUCCUCAACCAGCUCGACGGCUUCGAGGCCACCAAGAACAUCAAGGUGAUCAUGGCCACCAACCGCAUCGACAUCCUGGACUCAGCCCUGCUGCGCCCCGGCCGCAUCGACAGGAAGAUUGAGUUCCCUCCUCCCAACGAGGAGGCUCGCUUGGACAUCCUCAAGAUCCACUCGCGGAAGAUGAACCUGACCAGGGGCAUCAACCUGCGCAAGAUCGCCGAGCUGAUGCCAGGGGCAUCAGGGGCUGAAGUGAAGGGGGUGUGCACAGAGGCUGGCAUGUACGCGCUGAGGGAGAGGAGGGUGCACGUCACGCAGGAGGACUUCGAGAUGGCCGUGGCCAAGGUGAUGCAGAAGGACAGUGAGAAGAACAUGUCCAUCAAGAAGCUGUGGAAGUAGUGGUGAGGCAGAGGCUGCUCCUGGGGCUGUGGUGUCUCCAAUAAAGUGCUGCUCUGGCCCA
Messenger RNA from Pogoniulus pusillus (Red-fronted tinkerbird), 1372 nucleotides. RefSeq names its product proteasome 26S subunit, ATPase 5 (gene PSMC5). Bases 76 to 1311 code for a protein of 411 amino acids. Gene Ontology annotation, cellular component: proteasome regulatory particle, base subcomplex. NCBI's taxonomy places the organism in Eukaryota, Metazoa, Chordata, Aves, Piciformes, Lybiidae. The transcript is spliced from 12 exons. The record is from RefSeq and is a predicted model, not a curated record. Gene Ontology annotation, biological process: proteasome-mediated ubiquitin-dependent protein catabolic process. Gene Ontology annotation, molecular function: proteasome-activating activity; ATP binding; ATP hydrolysis activity.